Girardinichthys multiradiatus is the source of this 1819-nucleotide messenger RNA. It is a transcript of the gene nipsnap2, whose product is annotated as nipsnap homolog 2. The record is from RefSeq and is a predicted model, not a curated record. NCBI's taxonomy places the organism in Eukaryota, Metazoa, Chordata, Actinopteri, Cyprinodontiformes, Goodeidae. Gene Ontology annotation, cellular component: mitochondrion. The transcript has 10 exons. Bases 69 to 929 code for a protein of 286 amino acids.
UUAGAGGCGGAGCUCUGUCGCCACCUCGCGGUCAGACGCGGUCACUGACUUUGUUUCCUAAACUGAAGAUGGCGACAGGAGUCCUUCAGAGAGUCCGCGGAGGCUUCAGCCCGGCUAAAAGCAGAGCUCUGUCAGCCGGAAACCUCUCGCUGUGUGUCAGAGGAUUGUCCACAUCCAGCAACAGAAACCGAGAGGACAGCUGGUUUAGGUCGUUGUUUGUCAGGAAGGUUGAUCCCAGAAAGGAUGCACACUCCACCCUGCUGACCAAAAAUGAGGAAAGUAACCUCUACAAAAUUCAGUUCCAUAAUGUGAAGCCAGAGUGCCUGGAUGCAUACAAUAAACUCUGCGAGGACGUUUUGCCUUCCAUCCAUGCUGAUAAGUACUACCCCUGUGAGCUGGUGGGAACCUGGAAUACCUGGUAUGGAGAACAAGACCAGGCUGUUCAUCUGUGGCGGUACAGAGGUGGAUACCCAGCUCUGACUGAGGUCAUGAACAAGCUCAGGCAGAAUAAGGAGUUCACGGCGUACAGAAAGGAGCGCGGGAAGAUGCUGCUGUCCCGCAGGAAUCAACUCCUGCUGGAGUUCAGCUUCUGGAACGAGCCCGUUCCCAGGGAUGGUCCCAACAUCUACGAGCUCAGGUCUUACCAGCUCAGGCCAGGAACCAUGAUCGAGUGGGGUAAUUACUGGGCUAGAGCAAUCCGAUACCGCCAGCGCAACAGAGAGGCCGUGGGAGGGUUUUUCUCCCAGAUUGGUGACCUCUACAUGGUCCAUCACCUUUGGGCUUACAAAGACCUUCAGUCCCGAGAAGACACGAGGAAUGCCGUCUGGCAGCAGGAGGGCUGGCAUGAAGUGGUGUAUUACACCGUCCCUCUCAUUCAGCACAUGGAUUCUAGGGUCAUGAUCCCAACUAAAGCGUCCCCGCUGCAGUAAGGAGGGAGGAUUUGCUUUUAAGUGGCGCCCCUUCGAAUGUUAACAUCCAUUCUGUGAAUUGCCAUCAUGGGUCCAACCUUCUGUCAGUGCUACCAAACAGCAGCCCUCUCCUUUUGAUAUUUGCUUUAUAACUUCAAGAUUUCACUUCUUAAAAUACCUUCAAAUUAAAACGGAUAUAGAAGGUAGCACACUCUUGGUCACACAGCUCCUCUGUUUUAGGGACAGAAAUGAACCAAAUUAAAACCUUCUGAUAGUCAUGUGCAACAUCUAGUGCCACAUUAAACGUGGUCCAGGAGAAGAGCUCGUCUCCUGUUUUGGGAGCAACAAAGGUUGCUUGAAAAAGUAUAAAAAGAAAGUAAUAGUGUUGAAAUUCACUGCUCAGGGCAGUAGCCAUUUAUUUAUUUAAAUGUGUUUAAAUGUGUUGACAAAGUGUUGUAAGCCACGUCAUUGCUGAUUGAAAUAUGAAACCUAUGAUUUAAAAACGUAUCUCAGUGACCUGUCAAGAUGAUAAAGUACCACAUAUUGUACAAUGCAGAUAUCAGAAUUUUAUAUUCGCUGUCUGUAACAAAACACUCCAGGUUCUGUUCUGUGUCUUAUUACAUUUCUUGUCAAAGCGACGUUAACUUUUCCUGGUGCUGUGUUCGUAGCUUUUUCCUGUGGAGACGGUAUGCCUGGUUUUAAAAUCCAUUUUUAAUCAAACAUCUCUUAACCGUGUAGAAAUAACGUGGGAACAAUCUCUCCAUGAGUGAGUGAUUGAAUCUGUUGGAGCGAUGCUGCUUCGUACUGUAAUAAUGUAUCGUUGAGGGAUCCGCAUUUAUCAUUUUCUUUCAAAGAAGAAAUGUUAGGAGGUGGGAGAGAAUGACAAAUUAAAAUUAUUCAGACAUCCUUUA